AAAUGUUUUCCAUAUUAGUUCAGAGUCCUUUCUGAUUCCGAAUAGCAGGGAUCGCGUAGGGAGAGAAGCCUCCAGUGAGGAGGGAGGGGAAGGGCAGGGCAAGGGAACAGUCCGGCUAAAGAGAGCAAAAGAAACGCCAGGGAGAGAAAGAAAAGGAAGGACAAACAGAUAGAAGGCGAGUGCAAGAACGUCCAGUCGGCCUCAAAAGAAGAUUGAGAAUCUCAGCACGAGACGGGAGGAAUUAUGGGGUCGGGGACAAGUCCGAUGGGGUCGGCUGGAGGAGGCAACGCAAACGCUGGCAAGGAGAAGAAGGGACAAGCAGAAACUGGAGGCCCAGUGCUGGAGGAAGCCCAAAAAUGUUGUGGCUGCCGCUUUCCUUUGCUGGUCGCUCUGUUACAGCUUCUGCUGGGCGUCGCAGUAGCUGCUGUGGCCUUCCUCAUGGUUGCCAUUAGCUCCUCUCUGCUGGCCAGGGAGACGCCCCAUUGGGCCGGCAUCAUUAUGAUUGUGGUGUCUCUGCUGGGAUUCAUCCUCUUCUGCAUCACCAGAGUGCCUGAUGAGAGAGCGUCGGCUCAAUUUAUUGUAAAGCUCCUGUACUUCUUCCUGUGCACAAUGGGGCUGGUCAUUUCCACAGUGGUCAUUGCCUUUCAGUGCUACCAUUACGCCCUGACUAACAGCUACAGCUGCAAGGAAAUGGGGGAGUACUGUUUGUGCACCUUGGACCCGGAGGACGCCAUCGCUCGCACUUUCUCCUACAGCGGUGUGACAGACUGCAGUGCCAUCGUAAGCACUCUACCCAUGUAUUACCUUCUGCAGAUGGUGCUGAACCUGGCUCAGGCUGUCGUCUGUCUGGUGGGGGCCUUCCUCAUAUGGAAGAACAGGUACCAGGUGUUUUUCGCUGGGCUACAAACAGGAUCUCCUUCUGCUCAGAAUUGGCAAAAAGUCUAGGCCACUGAGAGAUCUCUUUGGAGAAGUAAACGUGGAGCAUGGGAGUGUUUGUGCCUUUAGGGAAUAAACUGUUUGCUGCCCCUCUGAGAGUUUUAUGCCAUGUGACCUUUUUAUCAAAGUCUGUGUUUGUAUUGCCAUAUAAUAAUGUUUUGAAACGUUUUAUGCAAUCUUCAGAGAUGUAUUUUUCUACAUUGGCUGUUUGAAAAUUUCAGCUUGCGGAGGUUAACUGUUUAUUUUGUACCACUGCCAGAGAGAGUAUUUUCAUCUAUAAAAACAAGUAACUGACGCAAAAUGAAACCUGAAAUUUUAAGAAAAUAAGCAAUACAAUCUGUUGUUUUGGUUGUUACUGUUGUGUUUAUGGCAAGCCUAAAAAUUCCUCUAAUUGCUGUAUUAAAUUUACCUUAAAAAAACCCCAAAGCACCUUAAAAUGCAAUUAUUCACAUGUUGACUUUUUUCUAACUUCAGGUGCAUUCAUUGUUUCUACAUAUAUAUAUAUAU
Molecule: messenger RNA, 1443 nt
Organism: Puntigrus tetrazona (Sumatra barb)
Lineage: Eukaryota; Metazoa; Chordata; Actinopteri; Cypriniformes; Cyprinidae
Gene: sspn
Product: sarcospan (Kras oncogene-associated gene)
Exons: 3
Coding region: 244-945 (233 amino acids)
Cellular component (GO): dystrophin-associated glycoprotein complex; sarcolemma
Source: RefSeq, a predicted model, not a curated record